Molecule: messenger RNA, 4461 nt
Organism: Spirometra erinaceieuropaei
Lineage: Eukaryota; Metazoa; Platyhelminthes; Cestoda; Diphyllobothriidea; Diphyllobothriidae
Source: the annotation of a GenBank genome assembly
AUGGCAUUAGUUUUGCAACCGCGAGUAUACUCAUCUCAAACUAUUGGCUAUCGCAGUACCACUACACGUGUCGUGGAAUUCUCCCAGUCUCAGCCAAAGCAAAUCAGCAAUAAAAACCACACGUAAGUGCACAGCCGGAUAACCAAGUUAGCGUUAACUCUACCACACGACAUAGGAAAGUGAACACUGAGUACAAUCGAUGUCUCCUCAGAUCUCAUUAAUAAACGCAUAAGUCGUUUGAAACACCCACUCUGCUCAGGAACAGACGGGAUUCUAAAUUCGAUUAUUAAACAAGUAUCCGACCUGAUAAUAUUGCUUAGUCUUUUGUUCUCGGUCUAUAUUUCAAAAGGAAUCUUUCCUGCUACAUGGAAAACGUCAAUUAUCAUUACCGUCUUUAAGUCAGGAUCUCGGUCCGAUGUUAAUAACUAUCGGGACGUGCACAAAACACCGUCUCUAGCAAAGCUUCUUAAAGGAUAAUUUUCAAUUUAAUUCUUGACUUCUGUCUAGCUAGUCGGCUCCUGAGCUCUAGUCAGCAUGGGUGUUUACCUGAACGGUCCUGCGAAACUUGCCACUUGGCAUUUAAUAAUCUAAUUACUUCUCUUCGUAAUGAGCAGCAAUCAGUGGUAGUUAUCUACUGUGAACUUCUGGGACCAGUUCGGGCAUUUCGGACUCAGAUAGAUGGUCUACUACCGACGAGGCAGAGGAAGCGGAGGCAUCUCUCAUCCGAGCAUAAGCUGCCUUCUUGUCACGCGCAUCCGCUUGUUACUUGUGCUUCGGUGAAAGCUGUACUAUUUGUGCUUCCUGACGGCUUUCAUCGAUGGUUAAAAAACAGCAUGCAAAACGUUUAACUGCAUUUUUAACAUUCACUGUGAGAUUAGGAUGCCGUUAGAUUGCAUAACAUAAAAUACAUGGUUAAUGGCGUAAGUAAGAGAAUAAAGGUGCGACAGACGUGGAACGACGUACCGUUUUGUCACGGGCAGGCAAACGAUAAUGCGACUACAGCAAUCACGUCCUGCAGGGCAGCAGAUAAAGUGGCUUACUUAAACAAAAACGUCCUAAUCAAUUCGUCCAGGCACAUCGCCAUCACCAAAGAAGUGAGGCCUCUGGGCACUUUCUAGGAGAAUUAACGUAUGCUUAGGUAAAUUCAGAAUAUGUAAACACAAAAGAUUUCAUCUAAGCGGCUGAAAUGCACCUUGAAAUUUCCCAAAAUAUGGCUUGGCCAUGGCCACAUCCACCCACGCUUGGCCACACCCACAAGACGGGACCAUGUGUUGGUAGGGUCAUCUGUCUCCGGUCAUCGUUUAUUCCGAUCUUAAUAAAACCUUCGAUAAAUUUAACAAAAACCUCUCUCGGCAAUACUAGAGGAUUUCGGAAUUGACGUCUUCUUGAUUGACUUCAAUAAGUUAUAACUAACAAAUUGAAAACAGCAUGUAUUAGUCGGAGUUUCAUUUACCAACGAGAGCCCUAUUAUAAAGCAGUGUCCGCCAUGCUAGCAUCCUAUGUUUUUUUCCUAUAUUAAUGAUAUUUCAUCGGCAGUUAUACGUGCUCAGUCUCUUAUAAAUGCUGGCGAUCUUAAAUUCGUAUAUUCUUUCUCUAAAUUUAAUGCCUAACGCUGUUUGGAAAGGAGACAUUAUCAUUUGGUAGCUCAUUCUGCGCAAAAGUCAAUAUGGCAUAUUAACUUCUUUUCUUCAAAAUGCUGCCACGUUGAUUUUAGACCAGAAAGCUCCCCCAACAAGUUAUCUUUCUAGACACACCCAGGACUGAAUGUUCUGCCAUCAAACACCCCGACUUAGUCUUCACGAAUAAUAUAAAUCACCCGCAUCCUGACGACUGAAUGACGACCAGAUCUGCUCAGAUUCAUGGCUUUAUUUCCGGCAAUUCUUGCUUUUUUGAGAUUAAAUUAUCAAUAUUCCGCGUGUUCGUGUCCAUUCUUUGGUUUACUGAAGUAGUUAAGCCGUUGUAAACCUGAACAUGCCCAAAGGCAUUUUACUAGAGGAGUUUUAUACCAGACACCCCAAUACUUCCCAUUCGAACAAACGUCAGCCAACUAACCUGGUAUCUCUGAAGGUACGGAGACCGGAAGCUGACUUCUACCUCCUUUAUUGAAUUAACAAGCUUAAAUCUCCCUCGGAUUUCAGCCCCUACCCCCGUUAAUCAUCCUAACAACACUCAUAAUUCUUCUCUGCUUAUUGCCCCACCUACCUCCCUCAUCUAUGAACGCUCUCUCUUCUUUGCUCCCAGAAAUACUUUCCUUUGGAAUAACCUACCAAUCCAUGUUAAACCUUUAAAUAUUUAAUCUGAUUUUAAUGGAAGACUACGUCUUUUUCUGAGCAUUGAAUACGUUUGCAUUCCUGCUACCUCAUACUUCCAGAGAAAGGACCAUCGGGAAUUUAAAAGUCCGUCUCCAAAUUGCAUUGUCCGCUCGCAUUUUCCAUUCUACAUGUGUCCUCCCCAUCCACGAAUACCAUCAGACAUCUCGAUUUUCUCUAUUUGUGCAUCCCGGUCGUUACGAAAAACAAUGUCUUCCCUAUCUCCGCUAUCGGGCAAAUAUUCGGGACCAUCCUAACGCAGAUAUCCUAAUUUGCCCACCCUCAUCAGGAUUCCGUCCUGGCCAAUGGGAUGUCGCCACCCCAUCCCAUUGUCGGUCUCACUCUAGGCCUACCGCGACCUAGUAUUCCUAUGCGCACUUUAAGAACCCUCCAUACUCGCUUGCUGAUCUGCAUUUAUGGUCACAGCACACACUAAGGAUGAUCCUCUGAUUUCCCUCUAUACCCCUCUGCAAAAUAAAUUUUCCUCUUAAAUGUUUUUUGAUAUCACACCUCCCCGUGCUGUCUUCGCCCAAAAGCCAUUCUUUUGUUUGAAAUCUUCCAAUUUGGAAUUCGUGGACAUUAUUAUCGCAAGUAUUGUAAGUAAAAAAGCAGGUAGACGGAGGACGCGAAGAAAUUUUCCCACGUUUAAAGCACAAUUUCUAGAUUCAGUUGCACGCGGGCUGACACCGGCGUUUUGCUGACUAUGAAGGACUGCGUUUGAACGCCCUACCAUCUGGCAUCCUCGCAAACUGUUCCCAAAACCUUCAAUUCGUAUGUUAUCAAGCUGUCCAAAGCACUGGUCUAAACUGAGAUGGACGGCACAAUGGCCCAAUAUCAGAGACACUCGCCUUUAGCAAAACUGAUCAACAAUUCUGGAAGUUUUUUUGCGAUACGGAAAACGCGGGUACACACCUUGCGUGAAUCACCCUCUAGAAACAACCGUAUGCAGAAACAAGCUACUCUGCGUCAGUUGUAUUAGGGACACUGGGAUGGACUGGGGUACUCGUUGAAAUCCCAAACGUUGGCCUUGUCCACUCCAGUCCAUACAGCGGGACCAGCGGCCAGAAUCUCAACAGGACACCCAGUCCAUCACAGUCUUCGAAAAACUCAAUAAACACGCCUUCCGCCGCCUGCAUUCGCUGAAAGCUGCUAUCCUCAGGACGGGCAGAACCUCUGCCCACAUGGGCGCUUGGGCAUGCGCUGUCUUCUAGAAUCCACCAAAAACACUUAAUAGAGAGAGAGUGUGUGUCUGUGUGGCAGAGAGGGGGGGGGUGCUGACGGGUGGACCGACCAUCGCCUCGUCAUCGCGAAGAUACGUAUUCGCCUACAGCCUCGCAGGAGACCACAAGGAAAGCGACCCCCAGGUAAACUGAAUGUUGCCUUGUUGUCUUUGUCCGCUCACCAUCUUCAUUUCAGCAAUGAGCUCGCUCAACGGCUAGCCAACCUUCCAAUCGCUGCCGCCGACGUCGCCGCCGCUGCCGAGAACGCCUCCGUGGAGAACCGCUGGUGUCAACUGCGAGACACGGUCCAGUCGUCGGCGCUCGCCGUCCUCGGUCGCGCUCUCCGCCAACACCAGGACUGGUUCGACGACGACGCCGCCAUCAGAAAUCUGCUUGCUGAGAAGAACCGCCUGCAAAUAGCCUAUGUAGAUCACCCCACUGAGGACAACAAAGCUGCUAUCUACCGCAGUCGCCACCAUCUUCAGCAACGACUGCGCGAAAUGCAGGACGCCUGGACUGCUCGCAAAGUUGAGGAGAUCCAAGGGUACGCGGACUGCAACGAAUGGAAGAACUCCUUCUCCGCAAUCAAAGCUGUCUACGGUCCGCCGAUGAAGGGCACUGCUCCUCUCCCCAGCGCCGACGGUGGUACUCUUCUGACUGAGAAGACACAAAUCCUGCAGCGAUGGGCCGAGUAUUUCCGAGGCGUCCUCAAUCGCCCCUCCGCCAUCUCCGACGCCGCCAUCGACCGUCUGCCACAAGUGGAGACCAACGUGGACCUCGACCUUCCGCCAUCUCUCCAGGAGACCAUCAGGGCCGUGCAGCAGCUCUCCAGCGGAAAAGCACCCGGAUCGGACGCAAUCCCUGUUGAGGUCUACAAGCAUGGAGGUCACCAAAUGAUGGAUCACCUGACUGCGCUCUUCCAGGAGAUGUGA